Sinocyclocheilus rhinocerous is the source of this 1832-nucleotide messenger RNA. Its product is annotated as protein NLRC3-like. Lineage: Eukaryota; Metazoa; Chordata; Actinopteri; Cypriniformes; Cyprinidae. Bases 206 to 1705 code for a protein of 499 amino acids. The record is from RefSeq and is a predicted model, not a curated record. The transcript is spliced from 6 exons.
ACGCGGAAGAGCAGUCAGUCAGGCCGUGGCUCCAACGGAUGACAUUUCUGUGGACGUUUUAGGCUUUUUUUUGUUUUGUUUUGUUUUUUAAAAACUACAUUCAUCGAACCGACUUUAAAUAAAGCCAGUUUAACGCUAGAGCGCUUCCUAAAUGUUUUGGGUAGAAGCUGUGCUGUAAUUGGUUUGUAAGGAGUUUAUAACCAUCAUGAGUAAUUUUAGGGACGAUAGUGAUUCUGAAGUGGAUCGGAUCAUGAUGGACCGACCGUCCAGCAGUUAUGGCUCCAUGCAUAGUGAUGAUCAUGAAGGUGAAGAGGAUGAUGAAUUUGAAGAACAUCUGCUCAAACUACCAGCAACAAGGGUCAGGCUUCACCGCUCUGAUUCGCCAGAGACUCAAAUGGUGGAGUGUCUUUCCCAGCUCCAUCCGGAGGAGAUCGCCUAUUUUAAGCGCUCCCUGAGUACUCACUGCAGAUUCAGGAAGAACUACUCAAGGAUUGCGGAUCUUAAUGACCCGCUGGAUCUGGCUGAUAAAAUGAUCGAGGUCUGCGGGCUGGGAGAAGCUCUGCAUCUGACCAUACGAGCCAUCCAAAAUGUCGGAAAGGACAAUCUGGCCGAAUACCUAAGGAAGACCUGUAGAAGAGGUAAAGCAGCAUCACACUUCACAAAAAAAUUCAUCGGGAUUCAACUGACGAAAGCGCCAUUAGACGCCCUUCUCACCAGCUUAAUAAAAGGCACGUUGCUUCCGAACGCCCGAGUUUGGAUCACCAGCCACGUCACUGCCGCCCACCGAAUUCCUCCGCAGCUAAUCGACAGGUAUGUAGAGUUAAGAGGAUUCACGGAUGAAAAGAAGGAAGAAUAUUUUACCAAGAGGACCACCGAUCCUGAGCUCGGUAGGAAGGUUUAUAACCACAUGAAACGCUCCAAAGCCCUUGAGAUCAUCUGCCACCUUCCUCUCUUCAGCUGGAUGGUGGCGUUCAUCUUCGAACGAGGCUUUCGAGAUCCCGAGUACGGCAAACACCCACCUGGCAUCACGGCGUUUUUUUCGCAGUUGAUCAUCGUGCAGAUGAACCGCUCGUUCGAGAAGUACCGCGGCUGCAACGUUGAGGAUCAAAAGUGGAGGGAUGAAGAUAACAGGUUUAUUUACAUGAUGGGGAAAAUGUCAUAUAGGAUGAUACAAGAAGGUCGGGACUGGUUUACGGUGGAAGAUUUGACCUCUGUCAACCUGACCUAUGAAGAUUUGCGCAGUCGCGAUGAAUUAACCACUGAGGUCAAACGAAAGAACGAAGACAUUCAUACUUGGGUCUUUAAGUUUGUUCACAUUACCGUUCAAGAGUACAUGGCCGCCAUGUAUGCCUAUGUGGCGUUUCGGAAACAUGGUAAAAAUGUGAUCGAACCAAGCAAAAUGUCUUGGUUUCAGGGUCCAAAUAAGGAUCGGCCUGUGAUUGAACUGUACCGUCCUGCCAUCGACCGCGCGCUGGCGUCUCCGAAUGGUCAUCUGGACAUGUUCCUGCGGUUCCUGGUCGGAUUGGUGACUCCAGGAACUGAGGAUAACCUGCGCGGAUACCUGCUCGGUCACUACCACCCCAAAGCCAAAGGCACAGAGGAAGUGGUCAAAUACAUCAACAAAAAAAUGAGAGAUAACAUCCAUCCUGACAGGAGAAGAAAUCUGGAGUUGUGUCUGGUGGAGCUGGAGGAAGGCAAAGAGUAAAGAUGAGAAGAAACAAAGCAGGACAGUGUUCAAUCUGUUAAGCGGGACUGUGAAACACUAAACUAAACGCAGUGUCUCACAGGAACGACUCGGUUAAAGGGAUGGUUCACCCUCUCAUUAUUUACAA